AGUACGCUAGCAGUUCACACGGAGUAGUUUGCGUUCGGACCAGGUGAGCGGAGGUUGCGUGCCGUGCUUGCCCGCUGAGGUCAAGCGAAACUGGUCCUGCUCAUCAGGGACGUUGAGACUGCUGACAGACUGACAGGUGUUGCUCUCUUCUGUAAACAGCAGGCACACGCUACCUUACGUUCAGAUGUAAGUAAAUGAAUUUCCACUUUGGCAGGACCAACCAGGAUCGCAGAGGAGCCGCUGUAACAUCACACAAUCAUGGUGAAGAAAAGGCGACUUCGUCUCAUAGCCGAAAUGGCUCGGAAGAUCAGGGCGUACCGCGAGCUCAAGUCCCGGCCGCGGGAGUCCCAGAAGUACGCCCUGGACUAUGACACGAUGAAGCGGCCUCUCACGGGGAAGAUGCUCCCCGUGCUGGCCUGGCCGGAUGUCCGCAGGGAGAGCCGCCUCUUCUCCCUGCUGGCGGGCAUGAGGCUGUUUGGAGUGGGCCGCCUCUUCACCCGCAAGUCCUGGCUGGACGACCACACUGAGCCCAGCUACUGGCAGAUCACCAAGGUCAAGGUGGACUACACGUCUGAGAACAUGGAUCAUGGCAAGGCAUGGGGGAUCCUCACCUACAAAGGAAAACAGGAGAGCGAGGUCAAGGAGGUGGAGAAGGUGAUGUACCACGACUGGCGCCUGGUUCCCAAACACAUAGAGCAGCAGUUCAAGGACUUUGAGCCGCUCCCUGAGCCGCCUGUGCGCUAUGUCCCCUACCCCCCCCUGCUCCGCGCCAUGAUGCUGGCCCAGCACAAAAAAGCAACGGGAAGCGUACUGGCAGAGGAGCCCGCCUUACCUUUAAAGAGGGACGUCCAGCUCAACAAAGACUAUUUCCGCAAGCAGGAACAAGAGAGGCAGAGCAAAGAGGGGACAGCGGUGUGAUACUCCGCCGUGUACAUGCUUCGCUAAUGUUGGACAUUUUGGACCAAAUCAGUGUUGACAGAAGUGGUCAUCGUCUUCUGUCCGAGUACACUUGAAGCCCUUGCCUCAAAGUCCUGAUAAGUCCUGGACUCAAACGAAGUCUCUGCUAUUUUCAUCUUAAGCACGCCUCUCUGUGUGUAAUAUUUAUCUUUGUGAUGUGCUGAAUAUUAAAUCCGAGGCCACUCUAAGUGACUUUUUUUAUGCAAUAUUUUUUGUGCAUGCAGUAUAGAUUACUUAUAGACUACAUUCAUGGGGCCUACAUUCAUGUCACGUAGUGAAAUUUAAACACCUUGAAAUCACCUUUUUUGUGCCAUCAAAGAGAAGGCAUGUGUCAGCAGUUUUGACCACUGACCACACAGCCCAAAUAUGAUUCAUGUGAUGUGAAAGGCUGAACACCCACUUUCUGCCCACUCAGGUGUUUAAUGUGUCCUGCUCGUCCUGCAAAACGAUUGUGGGGUACAUGAUCAGUUUUACAUUGUGUUUAGUCCGUUGGCCAAGGGAAAAUUGAUCUCAGUCCUGAUAUACAAUAAAAAAUUGGAGAUUU
Xiphias gladius (swordfish) is the source of this 1501-nucleotide messenger RNA. RefSeq names its product mitochondrial ribosomal protein S34 (gene mrps34). The transcript is spliced from 4 exons. The record is from RefSeq and is a predicted model, not a curated record. Gene Ontology annotation, biological process: mitochondrial translation. Gene Ontology annotation, molecular function: structural constituent of ribosome. Bases 259 to 918 code for a protein of 219 amino acids. Gene Ontology annotation, cellular component: mitochondrial small ribosomal subunit; mitochondrion. Lineage: Eukaryota; Metazoa; Chordata; Actinopteri; Istiophoriformes; Xiphiidae.